Molecule: messenger RNA, 297 nt
Organism: Rasamsonia emersonii CBS 393.64
Lineage: Eukaryota; Fungi; Ascomycota; Eurotiomycetes; Eurotiales; Trichocomaceae
Exons: 3
Coding region: 1-297 (98 amino acids)
Source: RefSeq, a predicted model, not a curated record
AUGUGUCUACCUAUCUAUCCGCUUACUGGACUGCUAUUUUUGGAUCUUGAACGCCCCCUGAGACUCGAUCAAGGAACCUCGAUCUAUGCCGCCCUCCGUGCUGUAGCUGGUAGCCAGUAUACACAGUGCGACAUGGAAAAAGCUCACGAAAAGAAGAAAAAAAAAUUUUUCUGGACUAAUGGGCGCCUUCCAGUUGCCUCCGUCUGGUUUGUCCUGACCCAUCAGCCAGGCCUCUUCAAUGGGAAUGCUAGUGAGAUGACCGGGAGACAAUACCUGCUGGGUACCUACAACAGGUAG